Messenger RNA from Perca fluviatilis (European perch), 2223 nucleotides. RefSeq names its product nudix (nucleoside diphosphate linked moiety X)-type motif 18 (gene nudt18). Gene Ontology annotation, molecular function: 8-oxo-GDP phosphatase activity; magnesium ion binding; 8-oxo-dGDP phosphatase activity. The coding region runs from base 87 to 1280 and encodes 397 amino acids. The transcript is spliced from 6 exons. Lineage: Eukaryota; Metazoa; Chordata; Actinopteri; Perciformes; Percidae. The record is from RefSeq and is a predicted model, not a curated record.
GUCCAGAACCCAUAUUCAACAUCGCCUUUAUUUUGAAAUUCCCGAACCUGAAGAUUUUUAUUUCCAGGUCAGCUUGAAGGUGUCAAAUGUCAAAACAGAGCAGCAGCAGCCAGCACAGUGGAAAUGGAAACUUAACACGGUCGUUAAUUACACACGACAUGGAGGUGACGGAGAAGGGGUGGCAGCAGGUGGAGGAGCAGGUGGAGAGGCUGCUAAGUGGUCAGGGGUCAGAGGUAACCGCCUGUGACGUGGGCCUGGAGCAGAGCAAACCGGCGACUCUGAGGAAGACCGUCACCUACAUUGUCUGCGCUGUCAUCUUCAAUGAGAAGGAGGAGGUGCUGAUGGUGCAGGAGGCAAAGCCGGACUGUUAUAAGCAGUGGUACCUGCCUGCCGGGAGGGUGGAGGUGGGGGAGAGCCUGGAGGAGGCGCUGAGGAGGGAGGUGAAGGAGGAGGCGGGGUUUGACUGUGAGCCAAUCACCUUGCUACUGAUCCAGGAGCAGGGACCGCAGUGGAUCCGCUUUAACUUCCUUGCUAAAGUCACAGGUCAGAGGUCACACAGAGCCUACACGCACGUUUGUACUUCUGUUCUUAUGAGGACCCUCAUGAACAUAAUUAACCAAACUGAGCAUGACACUGUCGGAUAUCCCUCUGAAACAUCUGGGGAUGAGAGAGAACAAGAGGGUUUCACUAAAUCUCUGACUGUUCUUACCAAACCCACACAUUUUUAUAUAUUGAAUACUGACCCUGACUCUGGCUGCUGUGAUGCUUUCAGGUACCGUCAGGAUCCCUGCCAUCCUGUCACGUUACCUGUAGACCUGAGCUGCCGUCACGUGGUGCAGAGACUUGUCCUGGUCUUCACCAACGCUAAGGAACAGAUCUGGGUCCUGCUUAUCAAAGCCCCGGUGCUCCACCUUCCCACGGCGGCGGCGGUAAAGACUCACGCGGUGACGUGGGCGGCCAACAUGGUGGUGCAGGAAGCCAUGCCGUCAGCAUAUUAUGACCAAGACGUCAACACGCUGGGCGUCUUCAGCCUGCAGCACAACGGGCGUCAGCAUGGGAAGACAGACGGCGUGUGCUUCAACACGCUGGUGGCGCUGGUCCCUGACCACGUCCAACGCAAUGAGGACGGAGAAAAGGUAGAGUGGACGGGGACGGGACAGCCUCCACCUGUAGAAAACCCUCGAUACGUCUGGCACGAAGUCCAGAAACAAACACUGAAAGAGAAACUGCUGGAGAAGACCAAAAACACCUCCAUUUUACCUAUGCACAGCCUGUACUGACCACAUUAUAUCACUGUAUCAUUCCCCAAGAGGACUCUUAUUGUGUUAAGAACACUGUUGGCUUUUCUUAAAGGAGAUUUUAUUCUGAAAGUAAAUGUCUUAUUUAAUUUAUCAGUUGGAUUGAAGAGUUUUAAUGUCAACAGAACAAUAAAAUACUUAUGUUAUAUCUGAUUGAUUCCAUAAGAAAGAUUCUAAACUUUCUUUAGAGUGAAAAAAAACGCUUUAAAUUAAUACGCUUUAAAUUAAUACGCUUUAAAUUAAUACUUCAAUAUUUUGGGAAAUACACUUAUUCUUUUUGUUUCAUAUAUUAUAUACCCAACCCCCAAUAUAACAUGCAUAUAUUAAACAGAUGCUUAUCGGUUUUAACAGUUUUAGAUGCAAUAUUAUAUUAUAUAUGGUUAAACAAUAUUGGCCCAUUCUCAAUCACUCAGAAUAAAAGCCAAUAGGUGCUCUACAGAUUUACAGAUACAUAUAAGUUAAAAUAAUCAAUACAUUUAAAUAGGCAAAUAUGUUUAAUGUAUUUCUUUAACUGUCUUUAAAAUUAAAAUUAGCUUAUCUUUGUUUAACCACAAACAAAACAGGUUGAAGGUAUUUUAAUAUGACCAGAGGCUGCUGUUGAUGUGGAGAGAGAACAAGCUGCAGGUGGGAAUCCAUUGACAGGUGGUUUUAUUGUUUUCAGAGAUGAGGGAGAGGCACAUCACACUCAUGUUUGUUAAGGCGAAGUACCGCAGUGGAUGGAUAUCUGUCUUCCACAAGCAGCCAGAACCUGUCUUGUUUUUAUCUGCCAAGCAAACUUUGGCAGUAAGUUGUACAUUAGCCAAUUAAAAGGAAGGAGGAGGAGAUUUUUAUUUUUGAUGUUAUAUUUUAUUGUUAUGGCUGAUACCGUGGCAGGAUCAGCAAAGAGAAAAAAGAAAAGAAUGCUCCGCAUAAUAAAAAAAAAAAA